Molecule: messenger RNA, 1125 nt
Organism: Drepanopeziza brunnea f. sp. 'multigermtubi' MB_m1
Lineage: Eukaryota; Fungi; Ascomycota; Leotiomycetes; Helotiales; Drepanopezizaceae
Source: RefSeq, a predicted model, not a curated record
AUGCCACGAACCCUUCCAUGGCUCAAAGGUUCGAACACCACGACCAUCGCUCCACCAAAAGCUGGCACGCCGGCCCAAAAGCCGAAGAGACGUGUAAAGGAUCUGGAAAAAGCCGAUUAUGACGGGGAAGACUCGAAGACCUAUUCAAAGAAAAUUGCCAAGAAUAAAGCUGAAGUGCCCCCAUCUUCAUCGCCGCCACCAUCGCCACCAGAGGAGAGUUUCAUGGAGGAGGGCAGAGACAAGGAUGACAGAUACCGCAUGGUUGAAGAUGAGCUUUUUAAGAUUGCUCAGACGUAUACAGUUCAUCUUCACACAGCCGAGUAUAAGAGGCUGCAGAAAGCUGUCAAGAGCGAGAAUGCCGACACGAUCAACUCGAUUUCCCGACCUGUCACUGGCAAAAUGACAGACCAUGCCAAGCGGAAAUCAGAGGCUGUGGCAAUCGCAAAGAAGCAACGAGCUACUAUCGAAGGACUGAAUGGUAAAAAGGGUGGGAAUUUUUCUGACGAUAGUCAGGAUGAAGGUCUCCCCUACGUUGGCACCACUCUUCACGGGCUGAUGGACAGUCCCCGAAAGAAAGCAGCAUCACUGGCGAAACUUGGUACAAAGGCCACGACUCGAGCAGCAGCAGGAUUCGGCAAAGCAUCAUUUCAAGCCAAGCCAGACCGACAGUCUUCCCCUCUACCCAAGCAUGCUACCCAAAAAGCGCUAGAACUGCCACAGAACCAUGUCUCUACGGACAACACGGAAGAGGAAGACGACGACCUGGAUGCACCAAUAGCAGCCCCGAAGUUGAUUGCCAAAAAUCAGAAAUCCACUCUAUGUCCGAUAUCACGUUCAAAGUCCAUACCUACCCCUUCAGCUGUUGUCAGACGAGAGCCUCGGCCUUUCACAUCCUUCGAACAGAAAUCCCAGUCGAAUCCCAUGAAAACAGAAUCAGAGUCCAAAUACCCCAUCAAGGUUGAAUCGCCACCCAUGGCUACUGCACCAAAGGUAUCGACCCCCAACGUAACAGGGAAGCCUACACGGCUGUCGAGGUUAGAAAGAAUGCGGCAGAACAGGGCAAAGAAACAAGAGGAGCCAGAUCUUAAGAAGGAGUAUGACUAUGAUGCUAUUCCCACUUUCUGA